AUGACGGCUCGCCCUUCCACGCCCAUACCCAGCAAGCCCGACUCAAAGCCCGAGGAGUCAUUGGACUCGGGACCCGCCCGCGAUGCAUCCGAUGGCUCUAAUCUAGAAACCCCAAAAGUGGAGGGCGAGCAGUUGGUAGAACUGGACAAGGCCACCAAGGUCCUCCUAGUAGCCUCAGUCCUGCUCAGCAUGUUCCUAGUCUCCCUAGAUAGAACGAUUAUCUCGACGGCCAUACCCGCCAUCUCCGACGAGUUCAGCUCGCUCAACGACGUCGGCUGGUAUGGCAGCUCGUACCUCCUCACAUCCUGCGCUUUCCAGCUGCUGUUUGGCAAAAUCUACACCAUCUUCUCCGUCAGGGCCGUCUUUCUUGUCAGCAUCCUGCUCUUUGAGAUUGGCUCCGCCAUCAGCGGCGCGGCUCCCAGCUCGGUGGUAUUUAUUGUCGGGCGAGCCAUUUGUGGGGUUGGUGCUGCAGGCCUCUUCGCUGGAACCAUCGUCUCCAUCAUCUACAUUGUCCCACUCCACCAACGGCCCAAGAUCCAAGGCCUGUUCGGCGCCCUGUUUGGCAUUGCCUCCAUCGUGGGCCCGCUGAUCGGAGGCGCAUUCACUUCCAACGUGACCUGGCGAUGGUGCUUCUACAUCAACCUCCCCAUCGGUGGCGUGGCUAUGGUAGUGAUCGCCCUCUACCUCAAAGUCCCUGAUCGCCAGUCGACAAAACUGCCCCUGGCCCAAAAGAUCCUGCAGCUCGAUCUUCUGGGAACGUCGGUUCUCGUGCCAGGGGUGGUGUGUCUCCUGCUGGCACUGCAAUGGGGCGGUCCAACAUAUCCUUGGAACGACGGCCGCAUCAUCGCCCUCCUCACACUCACCUUCGCCCUCCUCAUCGCCUACAUCACCAUCCAAGCGACCCUCCCCGCCACCGCCACCAUCCCAGGCCGGAUCGUCCGCCAACGCAGCGUGAUCUCGGCGCUCUGGGCGACCAUCUGCCUCAACGCGGGCAACUACCUGUUCAUCUACUUCCUGCCGAUCUGGUUCCAAGCCAUCGCGGGGUCGUCCCCCGUCGACUCGGGCCUCCGCCUGCUGCCCGUCAUGCUCGCGACCGUGGUCGGGUCGGUGGUGGGCGGGUUUGUCAACGCCCGCGUCGGCUACUACACGCCGCUGGCGAUUGUGGGGUCGUGCGUGGCGGCGGUGGGGGCCGGGCUGUUGACGACGCUGCGGGUUGGGUCCGGCGCCGGGGCGUGGAUUGGGUUUCAGGUCGUGUAUGGGCUGGGGCUGGGGACGUGCUUCCAGGCGCCGAAUCUGGCGGUGCAGGCGGCGCUGCCGCAGGGGGAUGUGGCGAUGGGGAUGGCGCUGGUGUUUUUUGGGUCGUUGGUUGGGUCGACGGUGUUUGUGUCGGUGGGGCAGAAUGUGUUUACGAAUGAGCUGGUGCGGCGGCUGGAGGGGUUUCCGGGGUUUGAGGUUGGGUUGGUGACGUCGGGGGGUGUGACGGCGCUGCUGGAGGCGCUGCCGUGGGAGGUGCGUGGUGAGGUGCUGGUGCAGUAUAAUGAGGCGCUGCGGGGGGUGUUUCGGGUUGGGUUGAUCGUGACGUGUUUGACGGUCUUGGGUACGACCACGCUGGAGUGGUUAAGCGUCAAGAAGCCGCAGCCAAAAGCAGACGAAACCGGUGAUGUGGUUGAAGAGGAGAAGAAGGUUGGGGCCCCGGUGGAGUAG
Chaetomium globosum CBS 148.51 is the source of this 1704-nucleotide messenger RNA. RefSeq lists its product as uncharacterized. The record is from RefSeq and is a predicted model, not a curated record. The transcript has 4 exons. Lineage: Eukaryota; Fungi; Ascomycota; Sordariomycetes; Sordariales; Chaetomiaceae. Gene Ontology annotation, molecular function: transmembrane transporter activity. Gene Ontology annotation, biological process: transmembrane transport. Bases 1 to 1704 code for a protein of 567 amino acids.